Molecule: messenger RNA, 2565 nt
Organism: Symbiodinium necroappetens
Lineage: Eukaryota; Dinophyceae; Suessiales; Symbiodiniaceae
Source: the annotation of a GenBank genome assembly
AUGGUUGGAAGGGAAGAGCCGAUGAUGCCACUUCUUGGUCACAGCCCGGCAGGGAGCAGCUACGGUGGCUACCACGGGUCGUACCAAAGCCCAAACGACAUUCUACAAAGCUGGAACGCCUCUGCGCAGGAUGCCCUGGCCACGUCCACGAUGUCGGGCUUGUAUUCAUCCCCAGGUCAAGCGACUCAGCUCCAGACCCCGGUGUCGACGUCCAUGGGGUCUCGAGCAGGGGACAACCUGCAGGCCGGGGGCGACAUCCUCAUCGAAGUGCCGCAAACCAUCGUGAAGGAACGUCUCGUUGAGGUGCCGACUGUUUGCACGCAGGAGGUCGUUAGAGCUGUGCCGAAGCUCGAGGUGCAUGAAAUCAUCAAAGAGGUGCCAAAGAUAGAGUACCAGGUUUCGGAGCGAGUAGUAGAAGUUCCAGAGGUCCGCUACGUGGAGAAAAUUGUAGAGGUGCCGGAAGUGCACACUCAAGAGGUGGUUAGAACUGUUCCAAAAAUCGAGAUUCAGGAAGUUGUAAAGACCAUACCGAAAGUUCAGGUACAGGUGCAGGAGCGGAUCGUCGAGGUGCCAAAGGUUUGCACUGUGGAGAAAGUGGUCGAAGUGCCUCAAGUCCAGAUUCAAGAGGUUGUUCGAACAGUACCUCGCCUGGAGGUCCAGGAAGUUAUCCACGAGGUGCCAAAGGUGGAGAUUCGAACGGUGGAGAAGCUGGUGGAGGUACCACAGGUUGCACUGGUGGACAAGUUUGUAGAAGUGCCACAGGUGCAGGUGCAAGAAGUGGUCCGACAUGUGCCGAAAUUGGAGGUGCAUGAGGUAGUCCGUGAGGUGCCAAAGAUCCAAAUGGAGUACCGGGAAAGGAUUGUGGAGGUUCCGCAGGUGCACUUGCAGGAGCGACUGGUCGAAGUGCCGAAGGUUCAAGUCCAGGAGGUCGUGCGCACCGUGCCCAAGGUUGAAGUUCAGACCGUCGAUCGCAUCGUCGAGGUGCCACAGGUCCAGCUCGUCGAAAAGCUUGUGGAGGUGCCUAAAGUUGAGAUCCAAGAACGACUUCAUCACGUUCCAAAGAUCCACACGCAAGUCGUGGAGAAGCUGGUCGAAGUGCCACAGGUGCAGUAUGUUGACAAAGUCGUCGAGGUGCCGCAAGUACAAGUACAGGAAGUGGUCAGGCAUGUGCCGAAGAUUGAGACACAGGAGAUCGUGCGUACCGUGCCGAAGAUCGAAAUCAGAACGGUAGAGAAGAUCGUGGAGGUCCCACAAGUGCAGUACGUCGAGAAGAUCGUUGAAGUCCCGGAGAUUCGUGUCCAGGAGGUAGUGCGGCACGUGCCCAAGAUCGAAGUGCAGGAAAUCGUGCGGCAUGUUCCAAAAAUCGAGGUGAAGCUUGAGGAACGCAUCGUCGAGCACCCGCAGAUCCAUCAAGUGGAGAAGAUCGUGGAGGUGCCACAAACUGUGGUUCAAACGGUGGACAGGCACGUCCCAAAGAUCCAGGUGCAAGAGAUUGUGAAGCACAUUCCGAAGAUCGACGUUCGGGUGGAGGAGCGCAUCAUCGAAGUGCCGCAGAUACAGCAUGUCGAGAAGGUUGUGGAGGUGCCUCAGACCGUCGUGCAGGAGGUUGUGCGUCACGUGCCAAAGGUUCACGUGCAAGAGGUUGUGAGGCACGUUCCCAAGAUCGAUGUGCAGAUCCAGGAGAAGGUGAUCGAAGUCCCUCAAGUGCAAGUCGUCGAAAAGAUCAUUGAGGUCCCGCAGACACAGGUGCACGAGGUCGUCAAGCACGUGCCCAAGCUUCAUGUCCAGGAAGUGGUUCGGCACGUGCCGAAGGUUGAUGUGCAGGUCCGUGAGCGCGUCGUAGAGGUCCCCCACGUCCAGACAGUUGAGAAGAUCGUCGAGGUUCGCUUCGUGGCAACUUCGUGGCUUUGGACGGGACGCGUCAAGUAUUCUGCCGGCAUGAAAGGUGCAGGAGAAGGUGUGAGCCUCAAUUUCCUGCUGCUUCUUGAGUUCCGUGUUGUCGAGCACCCUGAGAUUCGAGUGCAGGAGGUUACCAAGCACGUGCCCAAGGUUGUUGAGGUCCAGGAGCUGGUCAGGAAUCGCCAGCGACUGGACUGGACUGGUGCUGACGUCUCCAUGGUGACUGCAGGCGGUUCUUUGGCAGCGUCGACCUUGCCUCCUCCUACUCCCGGUGCCGUUAACACCAGGUACUACCCUGUGGAUGGAGGAGUAUCUCCGUCUGCAAGAUCCGCAACGACUGUCGACUUCGGCAUGAUGGCAACCCCGGCGUCAACCAUGGGCGCCCCGGUUGAAGCAUCUGUCAUCGAGGUGCCGGCAAACCUUGUCAGCGUUUCCGGUGGUGGUUCGCAUGGGGCGCCUAUGAAUGCUGCUUGUGGCGGCUACGGUGGAGCGCUUCCGCCAGAUGCUGCCUACUGCAACGGAUGCGGAAACCAGGUACCAGGGGCUGUUCCUCCGCUGCUGCCUGGCUCCUCGCCGACGGUGUAUGGGCCAGCGACCAACUACAGCAGUGGUGGCACGCAGCUGCCAAACCUGACUGUUGGACCACUGAACCCAUUUCUCCGGUGA